GUUUGGUUAUUUGCGUUACUGUCACCUUCCUGUCAGCUUGAACCAGUCUGGCCAUUCUUCAUUGACUUCUCUCAUUAACAAGGUAUUUCUGCCUGCAGAACUGCUGCUCACUGGAUGUUUUUUGCACCAUCCUGAGUAAACUCUAGAGACUGUUGUGUGUGAAAAUCACAGGAGAUCAGCAGUUACAGAAAACACUCAAACCUGCCCACCAAUAAACAUGCCAGAGUUGAAAUCACUAAGAUAACAUUUUUCCCAAUUCUGAUGGUUGAUGUGAACAUUAACUGAAGCUCCUGAUCCGUAUCUGCAUGAUCGUAUGCAUUGCACUGCUGCUAUACGAUUGGCUGAUUAGAUGGAAUGAAUAAGUAGGUGUACAGGUGUUCCCAAUAAAGUGCUCAGUGAGUGUAUGUUGCCUCGACUAAAAAGAGCAACAUCCACUGGAGAAGAAUCUGAUUUAAACGGUUCCACUUUCAUGUGAAAUGUAGGCAUAUUCAAUUUGGCGAACUUGCUUUCUCUGCAUGACUCGGCUUGUGAGAGGCUUGCGUCAGUAAUUUCCUCUUAAUGUUCGUCUUUGCCAGGGCUGGCACGCACAGGGCAUCUGCUCGUGUCAACGUUAACACGACGAGAACAACUGCGGACCGCGUUCUCAGUUACCGGGGCCCCUGCAUUUCAGAUUCACUUUUGUUUUACAAGCGAAGACGGCUCAGAUUAUCAUCUCCGUUGCCAUGGCGUUGGAGCCGUCGCCGUGGAGACACCUUGGCCAAACCCAAAACAGCAGGUGUGUCCGGGGAAGGGGAGCGCAGUUGCGUCCUCCUCUCGCCACAGGUUCCACCGUCAGUCAGUCUCAGCGCCCCGUCCGCCUGCUAUCCCGCUAUCCCGCUCUCCCGGUAUCCCGCUAUCCCGCCUGACACUGCACAGCAAUGCCGCGCAGGAAGUCGGACCUCGCCAUACGAAUGGAAGAUGUGGGAAUGGAAAUUGAUGGUCAGGUGGAGAGUGAGAGUGACGAGGAACCCGUGAGAAGACCAAAGUCAAACAGGAGGCAGCGGGCAGCCUCUCCAGCAGCCGGCAGGAACAAGAAACCAGUGGGACGGAAGGGCAGGAGGGACCAGAGCGAGGAAGAGGAGGAGGAGGAGGAGGAGGAAGAGGACCUGCCACGGAAGAGAAAAGCGAACAAGAAGAAGUCCAGGGUGCAGGACAGCGAGGAAGAUGAGGAGAGCGAGGACGAGCGGCGAAACAGGAGGAAGGGCGGCAAAGGGACCGGCAGGAAGAAGAAGAAAGCGCCGGACAGCGAGGACGAGAGCGAGGAAGACGAGAAACCCAAGAAGGGGAGGAACGCGAAAGGAGGCGGCAAGAAGGAGAAGGAAGAGCAGAACAAGAAGGAGAAGAAGGGACAGGGGGACGCCAAGGGGAAAGGGAAGGACAGAGGGAACGAGAAAGAUAAGAAAAAGAGGGGCAAUCUCAGCAGCUCCUCGGACUCGGACGGGGAGUCGGAUGACGAGGACUCCCUGUCGGAGGGGGAGAUGGCACGGCUGAAGGAGGAGGUGGAGGAGAAGAAGAAGCUCAUCUCCAACAUGAGGAACAAACCCUGGCGCAUGAAGAGGAGGCUCCUGUGCUUAAAAGAAGCUCAGCAGUUUGUGGAGAAGUUUGAGGGGGCCUUGGGGAAAGGAAAAGGAAGGAAGCUCUAUGCCUACAAAGUGAUGAUGACGAAGAAAUGGAUCAAGUUCAACAGAGAUUUUGAGAAUUUUAAGACGGCGUGCAUACCUUGGGAAAGAAAAAUAAAAGAAGUUGAAAGUCAUUUCGGCUCCUCCGUGGCCUCGUACUUCCUGUUCCUCAGGUGGAUGUACGGGAUGAACCUGGUCCUCUUUGGCUUCAUGUUCGGCCUCGUCGUGAUCCCUGAGCUGUUGAUGGGGCUUCCGCACGGAACGAUUCCCCGCAAGACUGUGCCGAGGGACGAGCAGGACAAAGCCAUGGACUUUUCCGUCCUCAUGGAUUUUGGUGGCUACUGCAAGUAUUCUGUUCUGUUUUACGGUUUCUAUAACGACCAGAGAACGAUUGGCUUGCUGAAGUUCCGGCUCCCUCUGUCCUAUCUGCUGGUGGGAGUCGGAUCCUUUGGAUACAGCCUCAUGGUUGUGAUCAGAACCAUGGCGAAGAACUCUAACGAAGGUGGAGACGGAGCGGAGGAUGGUGCCUUCACCUUCGCCUGGAAGCUCUUCACCAGCUGGGACUACCUCAUCGGCAAUGCUGAGACGGCCGACAACAAGUUCGCUUCCAUCACCACCAGCUUUAAGGAAUCUAUUGUGGAUGAGCAAGAGAACCAGAAGGAUGAAAACAUCCAUCUAAGGAGGUUCCUGAGGGUUCUGGCCAACCUCCUGAUCCUCUGCAGCCUCGGAGGAAGUGGCUACCUCAUCUACUACGUGGUGAAGAGGUCACAGGAGUUUGCCAACCUGGACGAAGACCAACUGAGCUGGUUCCAGAAGAACGAGGUUGAGUUUGUGAUGUCACUGCUGGGGCUGGUGUGUCCGCCGCUCUUCGAGACCAUCGCUGAGCUGGAGGAGUACCACCCGCGCAUCGCGCUCAAGUGGCAGCUGGCGCGCAUCUUCGCCCUCUUCCUGGGGAACCUCUACACCUUCCUCUUCGCCCUCUUCGACGAGGUCAACGCGAAGCUAGAGAAGGAGAAGUCGAUCAGAAAUGCCACCAUCUGGGCCAUGAAUGAGUACUACGCAAAUUACUCACUGACCUACAACACCACCGAUGUCCCUCCACGCAACAUCAACCCCGCUGACGUCAUCAGAGGGCCGUGCUGGGAGACCGCUGUUGGCAUAGAAUUUGUGAAGCUGACCGUCUCUGACAUCCAGGUGACGUACCUGACCAUCCUGAUCGGUGACUUCCUGCGGGCCAUGAUCGUGCGCUUCCUCAACUACUGCUGGUGCUGGGACCUGGAGGCCGGAUUUCCAUCGUACGGAGAGUUUGACAUCAGUGGAAAUGUACUUGGACUCAUCUUCAACCAAGGAAUGAUUUGGAUGGGAGCGUUCUACGCCCCGGGAUUGGUGGGGAUUAACGUGCUCCGCCUCCUGAUGUCCAUGUACUACCAGUGCUGGGCCGUGAUGACCUGUAACGUCCCUCACGAGCGCGUCUUCAAGGCCUCGCGCUCCAACAACUUCUACAUGGGCCUGCUGCUGCUCGUGCUGUUCCUCAGUCUACUGCCCGUCAUCUACACCAUCAUGACCCUGUCCCCCUCCUUCGACUGCGGCCCCUUCAGUGGGAGGCAGAAGAUGUAUGAUGUCAUAAUGGAGACCAUAGACAAGGAUCUGCCUGCCUUCAUGGGGACUCUGUUCAGCUAUGCAUCUAACCCUGGACUUAUCAUGCCAGCAGUCCUGCUCAUGGUGUUGGCAAUUUACUACCUGAAUUCGGUGUCAAAGGCUUAUCAGAAUGCGAACGUCGAGCUGAAGAAGAAGAUGCAGAUGCAACGAGACGAGGAGAAGAACAGACGGAACAACAAAGACAGCACCAACCAGGUCAUGAAGGACCUGGAGGACCUGCUCCCCAACAAAUCCCUGAUACCCCCUCCAGUCCUGGAGGAACCUGAAGAAGAAGAAGUUGAGCAGAGGAGCAAGUCCAAGUCCCCGAAGGUGUCGGGGAAACCGGGAGCGGCAGCCAAUGGGAAAGGAGGGGUCAAACUACAGAGGGACGUCUCGCUGGCCGCGGCCAAUCCCCGCUCGCCUGUGACCCGCCCCCCUGGCCCCCUCCCUGGACACCCCCGCACGCAGGGGCCCCCUCCCGGGCGGGGCAGGGGGAGGGGACAGCCCCCCAGGCGAUAGCGGGAACACACGCGCUCUCCCGCCAGGUCCUGGUAAGACUGUCUCCCUCUAGUGUCUCUGUUUCCUGUGGCUUAUGGGGACUCUGAAGGACUAAAGAGAUACGAAGGCUUCAGAAACUGAACUGAACUGAAGAACACCUCAGAAAGCGACCGGAAGUCCAGCUACGGCGACUGGAAAACCUGUGCAUUAUCUGUACAAAAUCAAUGUGCGAACCAGGGGAGAUGUCACAUAAUUUCAUAGUGUUAACACACAAACUUGUAAUUGUGUCAUUUUAUACAGAGUGCCUUCUCAGGCUGUGUGAAAACUUGGGAUAAAGGACCCUAAGACGAUAAUGUUUUAAUUCAAAAUAUGAUCUGGAUAUAAGUACACUGGUGAGGGCCAAACUCUUCUGAGAGGCUCACUAGACUCAUAUGGUACCAUGGCAUUGUAGUAAUUAUUGCUGUACCAGUGAAUGGGCAGGGUAGGUCUCUGCAGAUUCGAUGAUGAUGAAACCAGAAAGGGGGUCUUGAGUGGUCACUGUCAGCAGUGGUUGGGAGUCCCACAGAGUGACUUAUUGGUCCAAGCUUAUCUUCCUUUAAUUGGUGGAGGUUGUUGGAGCUCUGGGAGGAGCCAACAGGUCCCAGUGGGUGUAUCCAAAUCAGUAAAUAAAGGAAACGAGACUAAAUAAUUGAAAAUAUAAUGAAGGAAACAGAAAGUGUUCCCUUUGUAACUAGACCAAACAUCAAGAUGUUUGGACUUCAUGGUGGCCCAAUACAGAACCUGCAAAGCAUUCAUACUUACUAACAGCAAUGACAGUAAAUUGUCCAUAGUAUGAAUUAUCAUUGCUUGUCCUUGCAAAAUAAACAAGAUUGUAGCAAUGAACUUGUUUAUUUUGGGGAAUCAGAUUGGUCAAAUAAUUACCCGAAUCAUGACAGAACUGAGACGUAAAUUUGAUCCAUGGUUUAUAUUGAUUGUGAACUCAUCGUGUAAUGUAUAAAUCUGUACAAAUAAUUCUGAAAGGCAGAACUGUUGUUAUUAAUAUUUAUUGGUGUUAAUGUCCGCUGCUAAUGAUAAUUGGAUUCAGUUUAUCAUUAUACUGAUUCUGUUUGGAGUUGACAGGCAAUGGAAUUAAGAAGGAAUCAGUCUUUACAUAGAAUAUGUUUGCCCAUUUGCGGGUAUGUACAUGUGUGUAAGUGUAUGUGUACUUGUGUGUGUAUAUAUGUGUGCAAGAGUGUGAUUGUGUAAAAGUGUUCAUGUGUGCAGGCCCACACAUAAGGGGGCUCUGUCACUGUAUAGGCCUCAUGAGAGGACAGCGCUGUCUCCUGUAAUAACACACACACUCACACACACACACACACACACACACACACACACACACACUCAUACACACUCACUCACUCACACACACACUCACUCACUCACUCACUCACUCACUCACUCACUCACUCACUCACUCACUCACUCACUCACUCACUCACUCACUCACUCACUCACUCACUCACUCACUCACACACACACACACACACACACACACACACACACACACACACACACACACACACACACACACACUCACUCACUCACUCACUCACUCACUCACUCACUCACUCACUCACUCACUCACUCACUCACUCACUCACUCACUCACUCACUCACACACACACACACACACACACACACACACACACACACUCCGAGCCACCCCUGAGCUUUUGGGGCUCAAUAUGAAAUUUAAUUUGCCCCAUGUCUUUUCAGUAGACUGUGAUUUUGAUUGUGGGGGGUCAGGGGUGUGUAAGAGUAAUGGGGUGUGUGUAUGUGUGUGCAUUUUGUGUGUGUGUGUAU
Molecule: messenger RNA, 5636 nt
Organism: Conger conger (European conger)
Lineage: Eukaryota; Metazoa; Chordata; Actinopteri; Anguilliformes; Congridae
Gene: tmc2b
Product: transmembrane channel-like 2b
Exons: 21
Coding region: 918-3815 (965 amino acids)
Biological process (GO): detection of mechanical stimulus involved in sensory perception of sound; vestibular reflex
Cellular component (GO): plasma membrane
Molecular function (GO): mechanosensitive monoatomic ion channel activity
Source: RefSeq, a predicted model, not a curated record